AUGGACGUCGUGAACUACGAAGUGACCGAUGCCGGUACCGUAGCCUCGGCGCUGUCUCUACUGCUGAUCGUCCUAAUUCUGUUGCAAGUGACCGCCUUCGCCUUUGGUUGUGGUCCCUGGAUCACACGUCGACAACCGGUCCCUGCCAAGCUGGACGGCCCGACGUCGUUUCCAGUCAUCGGGGCGCUGCACGCCAUGAACGGACACCGCGACAGGCCGUUCCGCAGGUUCACUGAGCUGGCACGUCAGUACGGGCCCGUGUACGCCAUGACCAUGGGAUCGAUGCCAUGCGUGAUCGUCAACGAUUAUCCGUCCAUCAAGGAGGUGCUCAUCACCAACGGCUCCAAGUUCGGUGGACGGCCCGACUUUUUCCGGUACAACGUGCUUUUCUCCGGUGACCGGAACAAUUCGUUGGCUCUGUGCGAUUGGUCGUGGCUUCAAGAAACUAGGAGAAAAAUUGCUCGAAUAUACUGUUCACCCAAAGUAUGUUCAACCAACUACGGUAUGCUGGAUUCUAUUGCGUCUGAAGAGCUGGAAGUGUUUUUGGAAUCGUUGGCCGUGAUCACCGUUCAUGGUUUCGAGCAUGAGGUGCAAAUUAAGCCGCCUUUGUUGAUGGCUUGCGCCAACAUGUUCAUGCGGUUCAUGUGUUCGACGCAGUUUGAUUAUGAUUACCACAAGUUCCAGACUAUGGUCAGGACGUUUGACGAAAUAUUUUGGGACAUCAACCAAGGUUACGUGGUAGACUUUUUACCGUGGCUGACGCCAUUCUACAGAGGCCAUAUGCGAAAGCUGUCAGCGUGGUCGGCAUACAUUAGACAAUUCAUGAUGGACGAGGUCGUGUCAAAGAGGAGCAGCUACGUGAAAGUUGUGGAGGCAGAGAUCAUUGGUGGCUACAAAAGCUAUGACAAAGAAGAUGAUGAUGAGGAAAACUCCAUAGACUUUACAGACGCCUUGCUUAUGAACCUGCGCUAUGAUCCCAGGCUCAAAAUGGACCACGUGCUUUUCGAGUUGGAAGACUUCAUUGGUGGGCAUUCGGCCGUUGGUAACAUGGUCAUGCUCACCCUAUCAAUGGUGGCCACAAGACCACACGUGGCCCAAGCAAUACGGGAUGAGGCCGAACAAGUCACUGGUAGCCAACGUUUGGUACGCCUCUACGACAAGCCAGACAUGCCGUACACCGAGGCUACUUUGUUAGAGACUCUGCGCAUCAUUUCGUCGCCCAUUGUGCCCCGUGUUGCAACCGAAGACACUACCAUCAAAGGAUUCAAAAUAUCAAAAGGCACGUGCAUUAUAAUCAACAACUACGAAAUAAACACCAGUCCAGCCUACUGGGACGAUCCGAACGUGUUCGACCCCAAUCGUUUCAUACACUGCAGACCCGGCUCAAAGCCGAGCAUUCGAAAACCUGAAUACUUUCUGCCCUUCAGCACUGGUAAAAGGACGUGCAUUGGACAGCAAUUGGUUUCUGGAAUCGGGUUUGUACUGCUGGCCGGCAUACUACAGAGGUACAAAGUAAAGGCCACUCCUCAAUUGGCGAUACCCGAGGCCCGUCUGGCUCUCCCACCUGACACGUACCCGUUGAUAUUGAUACCGCUCGACGGACCUCAAUACAAUCGAGUGUGAUAGGUAUAUAUGAAUAUUGAAUAAUAUGGUAUUCAUCGUCGACAUUAGGUUAAAAUGACAUUCAUAAUCACUACAAAUUGAAUUAAUUAGUUUUUUUUUUUAUACCCAAACAAUAUGUUGCAUAGGUAGCCAGGUGGCAGGUAGGUAAACUGUUUCACAAAACUGUUUGAUUUACAGUUUAUUAGGAACUUCACAAUAUUUUUUCCACGUUGAUGUUCGAUUAAAUUGCGUAUUAAUAGUUAUAUUAUUUAAAUAAAAUUAAACUUAUCAUUUAAGAUAAAUUAUUGAC
Molecule: messenger RNA, 1912 nt
Organism: Myzus persicae (green peach aphid)
Lineage: Eukaryota; Metazoa; Arthropoda; Insecta; Hemiptera; Aphididae
Product: cytochrome P450 307a1-like
Exons: 3
Coding region: 1-1623 (540 amino acids)
Molecular function (GO): monooxygenase activity; heme binding; oxidoreductase activity, acting on paired donors, with incorporation or reduction of molecular oxygen
Source: RefSeq, a predicted model, not a curated record